AUGGCGCAUGAUGCUGACGGAGUUGGGUGCUCUUCAAGUUCUUCUGGUUCAACCAAGAGAAGGAAGUAUCAUGUGUUUUUGAGUUUUCGAGGGGAAGAUACUCGGAAAAAUUUUACUGAUCAUUUGUAUGCUGCUUUAAAACGCAAAGGAUUAAAAACUUUCAGGGAUGAAGAAGAACUUGAAAGGGGAGAAUCUAUUAAUCCAAGUUUAAUACAAGCAAUUGAAGAGUCUCGUUCUGCAAUUGUUGUGCUCUCCCCAAAUUAUGCUUCUUCAACUUGGUGUUUGGAUGAGCUUCAAAAGAUUCUGCAGUUAAAAGAAAAGACAAGUCUUCAAGUAUUUCCAUAUUUUACGGCGUAG
Messenger RNA from Neltuma alba, 357 nucleotides. Its product is annotated as toll/interleukin-1 receptor-like protein. NCBI's taxonomy places the organism in Eukaryota, Viridiplantae, Streptophyta, Magnoliopsida, Fabales, Fabaceae. Gene Ontology annotation, biological process: signal transduction. The transcript has a single exon. The coding region runs from base 1 to 357 and encodes 118 amino acids. The record is from RefSeq and is a predicted model, not a curated record.